AUGCCCUCGGUGCUGGACAAGGGGCCCCUGGCCAGCAUCCUCUUUGAGAUGCGCACGUGGGUACGGUGUUUACUGCCGUACACGCCGUACGUGGCGCCCUUUUACCCUACACCGGACACGGUCAUCUCCCGUGUACUCGACCUGACGGCAGUGGGUCCCGGGGACUGCCUGUACGACCUAGGGUGCGGCGAUGGCCGGGUGCUGCUGGCGGCGGCGCGCCGCGGGGCGCGGUGUGUGGGGUUUGAGCUGGAUCCGGAGCUCGUACGUGACGCGGUGACGGCUGCACGCACCGCAGGUCUGGAGUCCCUUGUACGGGUGGUACGUGCGGAUGCAGCCACAGCGGAUGUGAGCGAGGCGACCGUCAUUGCGCUCUACUUGUCGGACCACGGCAACAGCCGGCUACUCCGCGCGGUGCAGUCCACUCUGCGUCCCGGCACCCGCGUGGCGUCCUUCUACUUCCCGGUGGGGCUGCCCAGGCGGGCGUAG
Molecule: messenger RNA, 486 nt
Organism: Volvox carteri f. nagariensis
Lineage: Eukaryota; Viridiplantae; Chlorophyta; Chlorophyceae; Chlamydomonadales; Volvocaceae
Exons: 4
Coding region: 1-486 (161 amino acids)
Biological process (GO): positive regulation of proton-transporting ATP synthase activity, rotational mechanism; regulation of mitochondrial ATP synthesis coupled proton transport; peptidyl-lysine trimethylation
Cellular component (GO): mitochondrion
Molecular function (GO): protein-lysine N-methyltransferase activity
Source: RefSeq, a predicted model, not a curated record